AGAGCACACCUCGGCCGCCAGCGAUCUCCUCGCGACCUGUCACAUCUGGCACGUGAGCUAGGAUGUCGACACAGCGGGUUAUGUAACGCGGCACAGGACUCCGUGGUUCAUGUUUGAGGCAGGGGAUACGCGCGCUCAUGUGCGGAUUAAGUUUUAGGACCAGAAAUAGCCCUUCGCAGAAGACCUCCCUCCGAUGGGGCGACAGCUGCACCAGGCCUAAUACUUAAGCCUCGCUAGGACGUCCAUAUAAGUUAUUACGGAUCGCGAGUGACAUAACGAUAGUGUAUUUAGAUUAUAUAUUUUAUGAUGGAUUAUUAUUACACUUUUUAAUUCGGACUCUACUCGUAAGACAAAGGUGCGUGAGAGCGAGGCACAAGUUUGAAGGGCUCUUCGUAUCAAGACAACGAAAAUGAUUAACAUAGCGGGCGUGAUCUCCAUCAUCCUAUUCUACGUGCUCAUCCUAGCCGUGGGGAUAUGGGCGGGACGGAAGAAACCAGCGGGCAACGACUCCGAAGAGGAAGUCAUGCUGGCCGGGAGAUCCAUCGGACUCUUCGUGGGCAUUUUCACUAUGACAGCGACGUGGGUGGGCGGCGGCUACAUCAACGGCACGGCGGAGGCGAUCUACACCUCCGGUCUGGUCUGGUGCCAGGCGCCCUUCGGGUAUGCGCUCUCGCUAGUGUUUGGCGGUAUAUUUUUCGCCAACCCGAUGCGCAAGCAGGGCUACGUGACCAUGCUGGACCCGCUGCAGGAUUCCUUCGGUAGCCGCAUGGGAGGGUUGCUGUUCUUGCCCGCGCUGUGCGGGGAAGUGUUUUGGGCGGCUGGCAUCCUGGCGGCAUUGGGCGCAACUCUGGCCGUGAUUAUCGAUAUGGAUCACCGCACAUCCGUGAUCUUCAGCGCGUGCGUCGCUGUUUUCUACACAUUGUUCGGCGGAUUAUACUCUGUGGCCUACACGGACGUCAUUCAGCUGUUCUGCAUCUUCAUCGGUCUCUGGAUGUGCAUUCCCUUUGCGUGGGCCAAUGAGCACGUCAAACCACUCAGUUCCAUGGAAGUGGAUUGGAUUGGGAAGAUCGACCCGGAGUACUAUUGGUUUUACGUCGAUUACGGCCUUCUGCUCGUGUUUGGAGGGAUUCCGUGGCAGGUGUACUUCCAACGCGUGCUGAGUAGCAAGACAGCGGGUCGAGCGCAAGUGCUGUCGUACGUCGCCGCCAUCGGCUGCAUCUUCAUGGCUAUCCCACCAGUGCUCAUCGGGGCUAUCGCCAAGGGUACAGCAUGGAACGAGACCGACUAUCGCGGUGCUCUGACCCCGGAAGGCGAACUGACCUCCGAACAGACUUCCAUGAUUUUGCCGCUGGUGCUGCAGCAUCUGACUCCAGACUUCGUCUCGUUUUUUGGACUCGGAGCUGUGUCCGCUGCUGUCAUGUCAUCGGCUGACUCCAGCGUGCUAAGUGCUUCUUCGAUGUUUGCCAGGAACGUGUACAAACUCAUCUUCCGUCAAAACGCGUCAGAAAUGGAAAUCAUCUGGGUGAUGCGCGUGGCCAUAUUGGUGGUGGGUGUACUGUCCACCAUCAUGGCACUCACUAUACCCUCCAUAUACGGACUGUGGUCGAUGUGCUCCGAUCUGGUGUACGUGAUCCUGUUCCCCCAACUCCUGAUGGUGGUGCACUUCAAGAAGUACUGUAACACGUACGGGUCAUUGGCUGCCUAUAUAAUGGCUUUGCUGGUGAGAUUGUCGGGCGGGGAGAAGCUGCUGGGUCUGCCGGCUCUCAUCCACUACCCGGGCUGGGAUGACGAAAAUGAGGUGCAGCUGUUUCCGUUCCGGACCCUGGCGAUGACGAUGUCACUCUUCACUCUGGCUUUUAUAUCAUGGCUCUCAGUGUUCUUAUUCAACUCGGGCUACCUGAGUCCAGAAUCGGACUACUUCAACUGCGUCGUCAACAUUCCCGAAGACAUUCGUCGCGUGGACGAGCCGUCGGAAGCGGGCGAGCAGAUGUCGGUGCUGGGGGGAGUCCCCGGUCGGCUGUACGGCGCCGCCUCCACGCUCGUGGGGCCCGACGAGAAGUCGGGGAGGAUUAACCCGGCGCUGGAGACCGAUGACGACGACCUGGACGACCCCAACGACGGCCCCACGCCGCUCUUCGGCAACAGCAGCGCGCCCCCGCCGGUGCAACCCUUCGGGAAACAGACGGCUUUCUGAGACGAUUUUUAUUUUUAUUAGUUCGAACGUUUCAGUUUCUGCAAUCCCGUCACAUCGAAACCCUUAACUUGCGCUUCGACGACGACUCGACAUCGAAGCCGAUCGGUACAGUAUUACUGAGCUCAAACUAUACAUAUCAAAUAUAUGGACCGAACGAUAUCCUCCCGGUGCACACUUUUGUAUCGACAUACUCGUAGCACUGAGCCUCGUCUCAGUCUAGUGUAGCGGGUGACGAGUACGAGAAGCUACGCAAUAGAAUUAGUUCUGUAUUAUAAAUUAAGAGAACUUAUUUUGUAGUCGAUGAUUAUCUAUAUACAUUCAUAUAUAUUAUAAUGAAACUCAUACAUAUCAAAAGGUUUAUAACUACACGUAUUGUUAGGAAAGAUAUAUGACAUUAUUUACAUUGAAGAGAUUCCUUAUUUAAGUCAAUUAAAGUAGGACGACGAGCACAAAUAUGUAAACGUGCAAGCUUCUAGGACAUGCGAGUGUUUGUGGGGAGUUUGCGAAGCAGUCGGAGUGCGCGGCCAAGUUCAAGCGCGAGGAAACUGUACAGCGACUGCGAGGAAUACCGCUGGAGAGGUCGGCGUUGAAAAAAAUGUAAUAAUAAAUGUAUGAAAUUAUCGAAGUCUGUUAUGGUAUCUAUGGGGCGGAGCUUUUAGAUCUUUUUGGUUCAAAAUAAUUGUAAUAUUUAAAAUAUUGCAAACUGAUAUAAAUUAGUUUAUAAUAAACUAAAAUUGUAUUAAGUUCGAUGUACAAUUAAGUGGCUGUCGUCGGUUUUACAUGCUCGAAGUGGUUUUAUAGUUUAUUGAAAUUAUUUGUGUUUUAAUGACAUGUUGUUGUUACGCGUUGUUUAGACCAGAUAUUAAUAGGUUUAGAACGCUGGGCACUUCUAGUGAGUUAUAAUAUUUGAGGUCGCUUCAUAAAAUCAGCUAUUAUUGAGCUUCGGUUCCAGAUAAAUAAUAAUAAAGCAAAAAUUAUAAAUAAUAAAUGAAAAAUAUAUUUUUGAUCGAAAAUAUAAAAAAAACUUGUCAAUGUACUAAAUAUUUAAAUAUUCUGUCUAGACGUGUUUUUAAUCUUCUCUUCUCAGAUGUAUUGCUGAUGUUAUGAACGAACCUUUACACGAGUAUGUAGGUUUAAUGUAUUGGUGUUCAAAUAUACGGCGUAUUGAUGUUUCCCGUGGAGCCGACGUCUGUGUGUUGUUACCCGGCUUUUGAUCUACAGCUGUUAGUGAUGUUACGAAUAUUUACAUUUGAGUAAUUAUAUUUUAUAUUAUAUAUACGAGCAAUACUGUCCUAAGAAUUUAACUAAUUGAAAUUAUAUAAAUGAUAUUUGCGACUGAGAACUGAUCUCGAUUAAAGUCUUGUUUGUUGCUGUUAAGAAAAAAAUAUUUGUUUUACUGAGUCCCUGGGACGUACGAGUGCAGAUGAAUUAUACCUAAAGGUAGCAUUCAUAAGUUGGAUAUAUUCUGUAAUAUAUACGCAGAUAAUAUAUGUUAUAUAUUUAUUUUAUUGCAAAGUAUGACAAAUAAGGAUUUAUAUGGAUUCGAUUAAAUCUGCCGGAGGAACAUCGCCUCGUGACAUCACUGAAAAGUUUUUAUCGUGUUUAAACUUAUCUAUGUAUUGAGGAUCGGAGCUUUUAAUAAAAAUUUAUAUAACGCAUUUCUUAUUUAGAUCGAGAUAUAUAGAUAUACGUAUACCUAUCGAUUUUUGUGAUAUAGUCACCUGCCUGUUAAUACUUCGCGAAGACUCAAUCAGAACAUAUCAUUAUUGUACUGUGUAGGUGUAAAGCAUAUCGCAUAUCGCAUGUGUUAGUGAUCUCGUAACUGAUACAUAUCAAUAUAUUUAAGGUAGCCUUUAGAAUAUCGUUGUUGUUCUUCAACGUCGCGUGCUAAUGUCAUUGCAUACAUAGAUGCAAGAAUUAAACGACAAUCGCAGCCUAUACCAAUGAGUACAUUCUUUUCAGUAAAAAAAAAACUUUUAUUUAAAUUUUAAAUAACUAAUUAUAGACUAAAAGUUAAGAUUUCAUAAAAUAUAUCAACUCGGUGUUUACUCUACUGUACGCCUAAAUGUAACAUCUUGAAUGUUUAAGAAAAAUACUUAACAUACAGUGUUUUGGUUUAUUGCAUUUCAGAAAUUAAAAUCACAAGUCCAUGUCUGUCUGCGAUGACGUUAGGAAGGGGCGGGUCCACUGUUAGCUGGUAGUUAUACCUACUAUUGACUUAAUCCUAGUUCUUGUUGAAUAUUGAAUGUAAAUCGUGUAAUGUUGUGACUCCGCAGCUAUCUCUGCGUAAAUAAAACAUAUAGUAUGUUGAUUGUC
Messenger RNA from Vanessa atalanta (red admiral), 4510 nucleotides. It is a transcript of the gene ChT, whose product is annotated as high-affinity choline transporter 1. Lineage: Eukaryota; Metazoa; Arthropoda; Insecta; Lepidoptera; Nymphalidae. Gene Ontology annotation, molecular function: choline:sodium symporter activity. Gene Ontology annotation, cellular component: plasma membrane. The transcript is spliced from 10 exons. The record is from RefSeq and is a predicted model, not a curated record. Gene Ontology annotation, biological process: transmembrane transport; choline transport; acetylcholine biosynthetic process. The coding region runs from base 410 to 2194 and encodes 594 amino acids.